This is a messenger RNA of Mangifera indica (mango), 2121 nucleotides long. Its product is annotated as probable pectate lyase 13. The record is from RefSeq and is a predicted model, not a curated record. Lineage: Eukaryota; Viridiplantae; Streptophyta; Magnoliopsida; Sapindales; Anacardiaceae. Gene Ontology annotation, molecular function: pectate lyase activity. The transcript is spliced from 6 exons. Bases 572 to 2038 code for a protein of 488 amino acids.
ACACAGAGGAGUAUCUCUUUAGGAUGAGAACAUCCUCACUCCAUCUCUGCAAAGAAUCAUAAUUCCAUACAAAUUAUCAAAUAAACAAACCCUUUUACUUAUCAAUGGCGGCAUAAAAGUAAAGAAAUAAAUGAAGGAGACCUAGAGGUAGAAGAGGAGAAGAGAAGGGCCUGACAAUUUUGGAUAAACCCUUUUCUCACUCUCUCCAUAAUAAACAAUUAUUUAUUAACCUUUUUGAACAAUCUUCUCAUCUUCCAUCUCUAGAAUCAUUGGAGGGCAGGCAGGCUAGGACUGUCGGUUCUUGUUAGAGAGUUUAUUUACAAGAGAAAUUCGCAGAGAAAAGAGAGGACAAUUUUCUCUCUCUUAAUUCGCUUCUUCUCCCUGGAUGUCCCAUCCCAUCCAUUUCUUCUUCGGUUUUCGUUAAACAAACAAACGGGAAAAGAAAAGAAAACCUCUACGGUUUUGAAGGACAUCAACAAUUCAAAGAUCUCUUUUUAACAGAAGGCAAAAAGGAGGAGACUCACCAAAACAACAGCAAAUAUUCACCACCAUUGUUGUCGUCUCUUCAAAAAUGCUUCUAAUCACCUGCAUUUUCUUAAAAUGUCUUUGCUUGUUGCUCUCUUUCUCUUCUACUCCAAUGGCUGCCCACAACGUCACUCUUCCUCAUCAACACCCUGACCCUGAAGCCGUCGUUCAACAUGUUCAAAGGAUGGUAAACGCCUCUCUUUCAAGACGCCAAACUCUGUCCAUUCAACAAAAUGACCAAUGUCUCACUGGCAACCCCAUCGACGACUGUUGGCGUUGCGAUCCCAAUUGGGCCACCAGCAACCGCCAACGUUUAGCCGACUGCGCCAUCGGCUUCGGCCAGGGAGCACUCGGCGGAAAAGGCGGUCAGAUAUACGUCGUCACCGAUUCCUCCGAUCACAACCCGGCCAACCCAACCCCUGGAACUCUCCGUUACGCCGUCAUUCGAGAAGAACCCCUCUGGAUAGUAUUCAGCUCUAACAUGCUCAUCAAACUGAAACACGAGCUCAUUAUCAACAGCUACAAAACCAUUGAUGGCCGCGGCGCUAACGUCGAAAUCACCGGCAAUGGAUGCUUAACUCUUCAAUACGUAUCCCAUGUCAUCAUCCACGACAUCCACAUUCACCACUGUAAACCAUCAGGGAAUACUAUGAUAGCAUCGUCUCCAACUCAUGUAGGCUACAGAGGACGAUCGGACGGCGACGGCAUUUCCAUCACUGGGUCUCAGAAGAUCUGGAUCGAUCACUGUUCGUUAAGCUUUUGCACGGACGGCUUGAUCGAUGCUAUACUGGGGUCCACGGCGAUCACGAUAUCAAACAGCUAUUUUUCGCACCAUAACGAUGUCAUGUUGUUGGGACACAACGACAAGUACCAGCUGGACACCGGUAUGCAAGUAACAAUUGCGUUUAAUCGCUUCGGUGAGGCGCUGGUGCAGCGUAUGCCUCGGUGUAGAUCCGGCUACAUACACGUGGUCAACAAUGAUUUCACUUCAUGGGAAAUGUAUGCUAUCGGUGGUAGCUUUAAUCCUACCAUUAAUAGUCAGGGGAAUCGCUAUACGGCACCGGCAAACGCUAAUGCCAAGGAGGUCACGAAGCGGGUGGAGGCAGACGAGAGAGAGUGGGCAAAUUGGAACUGGAGAUCGGAGGGGGACAUAAUGGUAAAUGGAGCAUUCUUUGUGCCCUCGGGUUCGGGUGUCACCACGCAGUACGCCAUGGCCUCGAGUGUGGAGCCCAAAUCGGCUGCUUAUAUUGAACAGCUGACAAUGAACGCCGGUGUCCUCGGUGGGCCCAGGGAGGGUAGUGGAAGCAAUUCUUAUCCCGGAGGUGGCGGGGGUGGCAGCACCAGCAGGUCAGGUGGCGAUGACGGUAACUACUUUGGAAUGACAUUUAGAAGCGGUGUACGGUCGUGCCCACCACCCUCGUCAAUCUUUAUGUCAUUUCUAAUUAUUUUAAUUUUGUAUGCUAGUUCCAGCCAUGGGGUUGCUCUUCUAUCAUUACAACUGUUAUUGUCGUAGAAACGACAGCAGGAUAGGAGUCAUUAUUAUGCUAUUGGAUAACUAGAGAAGUGAAAAAAAAAAUCUUUGCAUGAUUAGCCUAA